ACAUGAAAGAAUUUGAUUGUUUAAAUUUUCAGUUCUGCAUUUGCAUGUGUUAAUUUCAGUUCACAGAAUUUAUAUAUAGUUCUGUUUUAUUGUGCCUUAUUAACUAUGCAGCGAAUGGUAAGAUUAAAAAAAGAAAUGGAAAGGUUUACCCAGCAUAAUGAAGAAGGCAUUGCUUGCUGGCAAGCUGAUGAGCUUGAUGAACUUAAAGCUAGUGUUGUUGGACCAGAAAAUUCUCCUUACCAAUAUGGUAUAUUUGAACUUGAUAUUAUAAUACCAGAUAGGUAUCCCUUUGUACCACCUAAUGUUCGUUUUGUCACUCCUGUAUACCAUCCAAAUAUUGACAGCUCAGGAAGAAUCUGUUUAGAUAUUUUGAAAGUUCCUCCUCAGGGAACAUGGAAGCCAUCACUGAAUUUAGUUGAUGUGCUUUCCUCCAUUAGAUUUUUGAUGUCUUAUCCUAAUUUUAACGAUCCUCUCAUGACUGAAAUAUCUGAUCAGUAUCAGAGAAACUACAAUGAAUUCUAUAGGCAUGCUGAAGAGCACACAAGGAAACAUGCUAAAGAAAAUGUUAAAGAUAAGAAGCGAAGCUUUGAUUUAGCAUUUCCUGCGCCUAAAAAUGUGGUUGAACCUUGCUCAUCUUCACAAGCAAACUCAGUUGAAAAUCUGAUCGAAAACAGUACUAAAAAAAACAAAAUGUCUUUGUAAAGAUUAUGUAUUUUAUAUUAUAAACUUUAUUGUACAAAUGUAUAUAUAUAUAUAUAUAU
Molecule: messenger RNA, 761 nt
Organism: Uloborus diversus
Lineage: Eukaryota; Metazoa; Arthropoda; Arachnida; Araneae; Uloboridae
Product: ubiquitin-conjugating enzyme E2 T-like
Exons: 7
Coding region: 106-702 (198 amino acids)
Biological process (GO): DNA damage response; protein polyubiquitination
Cellular component (GO): nucleus
Molecular function (GO): ubiquitin conjugating enzyme activity
Source: RefSeq, a predicted model, not a curated record